Molecule: messenger RNA, 2132 nt
Organism: Photinus pyralis (common eastern firefly)
Lineage: Eukaryota; Metazoa; Arthropoda; Insecta; Coleoptera; Lampyridae
Gene: Sse
Product: separin
Exons: 8
Coding region: 140-1903 (587 amino acids)
Biological process (GO): meiotic chromosome separation; proteolysis
Cellular component (GO): cytoplasm; mitotic spindle; centrosome
Molecular function (GO): cysteine-type endopeptidase activity
Source: RefSeq, a predicted model, not a curated record
ACAGUCACACAAAUUUAAACAUCGCGCGUCCCUAACCUAAGAAAUUUAAAAGGUUCAACGUCGGUUAAAUUAAAUUGUGAAUGUUAUUAUUCAUUUUAUUUGUACCACCGCAAUACCGUGCCUUUUUGCUUAAUAAUAAAUGAUUAAUCAAGAAGAUGAUGAUCUCAAAAUACAAGACGUUUUACAGAGAUUGGGUAAUAUACAUUAUCCUGCAGGACCGAUUUAUACAAAGAGUUGCAAAGCUAAAGCUCUCUUAAACUUAGAGAGAAACGAACUUGAAGCUAUUUAUUAUCUUGUUGAAUCGCACUCGCCAAAUCUGCGUUUGAAUGCAGUCCAUUGCUAUGAAAAGUCUCUGCACUGCGUUUACGAUCCUACACCAUUAAAUAAAGCCUACUUUAACUUUCAGUGUUCCACCCAGACGACAGAAGAUAAAGUAAAUUCCAUGCUGAGAAUGGUGGAGGAAUUUCCUCAAGAAUGGACCAUUGUUCAGUUAACAUCAGAGCUUAGUGUAGAGGAACAUUUAGAACUUAGUUUAGAAAGGCGCCACACAAAUCCAUUGCAUUUAACAGUUUUUAAUUGUGGAAAGAAUCAGCCUUCGCCUUUUACAGUUAGAAUUGACGCACCACACGAUGGUAUUAGCGGAAACGUUAUAGAAAUCCGUCAAGAAAUGUUUUCAAUUGUUAACGAUAAUGUGAAGCUGUUGGAGAAUUUCAAGUCAUUCUGCGGAAAGAAUUUUAAACACAUUGGCGAGAAGAUGGCCUACUCUGAAGCUCGAUUCCUCCUGAACAACCGUUUGGAGAAUUUGAUUAAAGAGAUUCAAUGCAAGUGGUUAGGCCCUUGGAGAUGUUUAUUUGUUGGAAAAUUUGUGAGUGCCGACAUUGAGAAUAUUGUCGCACAAAAAGUGGAUGAACUGAAUACAACAGAGAAAACUAAAAACAUUUUGAGGUGUUUAAUUAAGGGAGCAUCUUAUUUGAGUAUAAGUGAGAUAAAAGACAGAUUGUUGAGUAUGUUUCCAUUUGAUGAGCAGAAAAGUAUUCGUGUCACCUUGGCCAAGGAUAUACAGCAAAUGCUGAAGCGGUAUGAGUUUACACAACAGAAACGCCACCCAGUUUUGCUUAUUUUAGAUGAAAAAUUAGAUGCACUACCUUGGGAAAUGCUCGACAUUCUUGAAAACCAACCAAUUUCACGAAUGCCCUCCAUACAUUUCACCUAUGCCCUAUACAAAGAACAUGAAAGUACUAUAAGUAAUGGCGUCAAAAAUGUAACUAUUGGUAAGGGUACAUACCUCAUAAAUCCAGGACUGGACCUACGGAGUAUGCAGAAUCGUUUAAAUAAGUUUUUUAAUUAUUGGCUACCUGAUUGGGAUGGCCUUGUGGGAGUAACGCCAUCUGAAGAUGAUUUUAAAAAUUUAUUAGUCAACAGUGACUUAUUUGUAUAUAGCGGGCAUGGAAAUGGUAGCCAAUUUUUCGCCAGUGAGAAAAUUCAAAAAAUGCGGAUAGACAAAGUAGUGCUGCUAUUUGGGUGUAGCAGUGUGUCACUAACAUCCCUCGGUCCACAGGUUGAGAUGUUUGGUUCCUAUCAUAAGUACCAGAUUGCUUGCAGCCCUUGUGUAGUCGGUAUGCUUUGGCCAGUGACCGACAUGGAUACAGAUUUGGUCACAACAGAGUUAUUGAGCCAGUGGCUUCCUUCAAAAGCCGAAACACAUUGGAAAUUGAUCGAUAAAAAAAAAUGGGAAACAGGCGGAAAUCUUGUUCCGAUGAAGAGUAAAACAACGCUUUCACACGCUGAAAAACAUGAGCCUGAGUUAUUGAGAGCUUUGUGCAAUGCCAAAAAAGCGGCAAGACAAUACUUGAUGAAAGGUGCAUGUGUCGCACGUGGUUUACCAGUGAAGAUACAACAAUGACGUUUAUUCUACAAACAUUUCAACCACAAACAGUUAAAACGUUAUGUUACAAUGCUUGCUUCACUUUGCUUAUUUAAAACUGUUUUCAUAGCCUUCAUAAUUGUCGGAAUUAAACCAAUGUGCGUGUCAACGCAUUUUACUGCGCAAUUUUCGAACAUAAGUGUAUAUUUGUCAAUCUAAAAGGGAUAAUAGUAAGUGCUUUACAAAUAAAGAAUUAUGUUUUACCUCC